AAAGGAGAAUAUGGGAAAGGGUUAAUUUCUUACUACCAACCACUGAAAGGCACAUUUGCAAUUGCUCCCAGUCUUGUCUUUCUUUUACACCUCAUUCGCUCACUGCUGCUCUUCAUUUCAAGGCAGAUCCUUUGACCUAAGCAGAUUAUUGUGGACGCAUGAAGGACACAGCAAGCUAUCCCUGCUUUUCGAGGAGGAGAUUUGGCUCCAAAAUAGGACACUAAGCCUUUCAGACUUAUGCUUAUUUACCUAGUCUGCUGGAUGCAGUGUCUCUGGGUGCUUAGUGGACUCUUGUGGAAUCAGCCAGGAAACAAAAGCAGAAGUGGCAGCCGCUGCAAAUGUGGGAGUCUGUGCCAUUAAAGGGAAGCAGUUGCUAAUAAGGGCCUGUGAGACUUAGGUUUCCUUGGUUUCCAUGACAGUUAUUAGGUAGCAUAGAAAUUGAAUUGUCUCCCACAAUGCUCUAGGGGGAAGCGAGGGGUGCUCCAGUAACAAGGCAGAGUAGUUAUUACUUGUGGUAAUUCUUCUGUCUGAGACUACAAAACUCUCUGGAUUAUUACAUCGUGCAGUUUUUUUUCUUUCCCAAAUGUGUUUUGCUUUACUUUUUUGAUGGAAGACUCUGGCUUGUGCUACAGUAUCUCAAAUAAUGUUUUCCCCCUUUUUAUUUAGAAACUAAGCUUGGCAAAAGCCAGGAUAUGAACAAUUAUACAGAUGGGCUGCUCAGGGGGAGUGAAGAUAUAAGGCAUCCAAUCAGGUAUUGGCAACCUGCAGCACUGUCAAAAUGCCCCUCCAACAGAUUUCUGUAGUCCCAGCGCGGGAGACUGCCAGCAAUGGGAGAAGUUCAGUGGGCAGAAACAAAGAGAAGAGCAAGCAAGUCCAGAAUGACAAAUCCCCAGGGCGCUCUACAAGUCGAUCAAGUAACAUUUCAAAGGCAAGCAGUCCUACCACUGGAACAGCUCCUAGGAGUCAGUCACGGUUGUCUGUAUGCCCUUCCACACAGGACAUCUGCAGAUCUGCCACCUUGCAUGAUGUGUCAGAAGAUGAGUUUGAACAUGCCACACCUGUCAUGGUGCUGACUCCUGCUAGUAGGGAGUCUGGUAAGAAACAAGUGAAACGAAGGUUUAGGCGGAAGAAAGAGACUGGUGACAAUGUUCAGCACACAGAAAAGCAAAGAAAAGGGAAGGACUGGAAUUUGUACCCAAUGGCUGCAAGCUCUAAAUGCAAUGCAUUGCACAAGGAGACAUCUGAUUCAUCAUCCUCAGAUGAGAAUCAGUGGGCGCAGGCUAGGAGGAGAGCCAGAGAAAGGGUCAAAAUGCCAAGGAGAGGGAGAAGGAACAACAGAUCUUGCAGUAACCCUGAUGAAUCUCGAAAUAACAAUGCCAUUGAACUUGUCACCUUGGGGACAACGGGGGAAAAGAAACAAGAGAUGUCUGAUUCUGAUAACCCCACUUUAAAUCACCGGAGGAGAAGGGUUUCAACGUGUAAAGAAUCUUGCCUUUCACUGUCUUCGAUGUCCUCUCUGGAGACAAGGAGUUCUUCAAGAAAAUGUGGAAAAAACAGGGGCAGAAGCUACCCCAAAGAGCUGCAGCCUUCAUCUUACCUUAGACAAAAUAAAGUGGUCACAGAAGGCUUUACCGAGAGAGGCUCUGGCAGUGAUACUCUGGCAGUUCCUGAAAAUGGAGAACCUGUUGGGGCUGGGUCCACUGUGACUGAUGUGGUUCAGAAACCUCCUGUUUUAUAUGAUGACUGGUCUGAUGAUUUAGAAGUAUGCAGGAUCUGUCACUGUGAGGGAGAUGAUGAAAGUCCCCUCAUCACACCGUGUCGCUGCACAGGGACCCUGCGCUUUGUUCAUCAGGCCUGCCUGCACCAGUGGAUUAAAAGCUCAGACACACGCUGUUGUGAACUCUGCAAGUAUGAUUUUAUAAUGGAGACCAAGCUCAAACCUCUCCGAAAGUGGGAGAAACUACAGAUGACAACAAGUGAAAGGAGGAAAAUAGUCUGCUCAGUUACAUUCCAUAUUAUUGCUAUUACCUGUGUUGUUUGGUCCCUAUAUGUUUUAAUAGAUCGGACUGCUGAGGAAAUUAAGCAAGGCAAUGACAACGGUGUCCUUGAAUGGCCAUUUUGGACAAAACUGGUUGUGGUAGCAAUUGGGUUCACUGGAGGCCUAGUCUUCAUGUAUGUACAGUGUAAAGUCUACAUUCAACUGUGGCGCAGACUGAAGGCUUACAAUAGAGUGAUCUUUGUUCAGAACUGCCCAGACACUGCCAAAAAACUGGAGAAGAAUCCUUCAUGCAUUCAGAACUCUGAAAUAAAGGAUGCUGUGGUAGUGCCAGUAUCACAGACAGGUACAAACUCACAGCAAUCAGCUGAAGAAAUGACCUCUGAGGUCAUGCCAGUUUGACAGAGGUGGCAUUGUUUCUUCAUUGAAGAAGGAAGCAUAAGUGUUUUUUUUCACACCAGAACCACUACAGGAAGCAGAAACAAUCCAUGCAUUUUAAAUAAAAGAAAAAAAUCCCUGACUAGGGAAAUGGAUAGAGUGAUGCACCAUGCAUUACUUAUGGAAUGUGACAGUUUGUGAAAUAGCUUCUCAAUUAGUCGCCCAGGUGUAGUGGAAGUAUAGCAAGUACAACAGAGAAUAAUCCUAACAGAAAUGACAAAAUGACUUAUUUAAACUGGAUGACCAGGAGGAAACAGAUCUGCUAUAACUGUUCUGUUUACAGAAAAUGAACAACUUACCAUCUAUUUGUUACUACUAGGCAUCCUAUUUGCUGAUCAUUAUCACCUUAAAAAUACACUUCAAGGUACCAUCAUUGAUAAAUCAUUCACAUAAAACAUAAAUCAGCAAAGUAAACUGACCUGCACCAUGUCACUCACUUUCUAAAUCUCGUAAAGUAAUCAUUUCAUAGUUGUAUGGCUACAGUGGAGCCUGAAUGUUUUGGCAGCCAUGUGAGCUGAGGAUAUGUAAAGCACAUGUUUAAUGUU
Molecule: messenger RNA, 2979 nt
Organism: Pelodiscus sinensis (Chinese soft-shelled turtle)
Lineage: Eukaryota; Metazoa; Chordata; Testudines; Trionychidae
Source: RefSeq, a predicted model, not a curated record